Maylandia zebra (zebra mbuna) is the source of this 5497-nucleotide messenger RNA. Its product is annotated as NACHT, LRR and PYD domains-containing protein 12. NCBI's taxonomy places the organism in Eukaryota, Metazoa, Chordata, Actinopteri, Cichliformes, Cichlidae. Gene Ontology annotation, biological process: regulation of apoptotic process. The record is from RefSeq and is a predicted model, not a curated record. Gene Ontology annotation, molecular function: protein binding.
UUCUCUCAUGUCUGAUUAUUCUUCUGUGCAGACAGGCAUGUCUACAGGGUCGUUUGACCCUGACGCUACAACCCACACAGCUCCUGCACAAAAUGUCUCCUUCAAAGUUACCUUACUGUAAUUUACCUGUUAGGCUGACAGCAGUUCUUUUAUAUUGUUACAUCUGCUGGUGGGGAUCUUUUUCUAGCAUGAACUUCGUUUUUCUUUUUUCUUUUUCUUUUUUACUUCCACAGGCUCAUACAGAGGUACAGAAACAAGGAAGUGGACUGUAUUGCAUCAGCCCAAUCCAAACAUCCACCCAGUAGUGUGCAGUUCAUAAUGGCGAAUUUGAGAGUUUGAAGAGUCUGGAAAGCAAAGGUUUUUAAUCCCUUCAGAAGGAUUCCACCUAUAAGGAGAACAAGUGACAGGAGAACUAGGUUCAGUGUGGAGGAGACAGAGCUGCAAACAUGGAGCAGGAUAAAGUCGUGGAGAGUGUUAAACAAAAGCUUAAAGACCAUCUCCAGGAAAAGUUUACCUGGAUAAAUGAGGGCACAUCAGAUAGUCGGUCUCGACUUGACAGCAUCUACACAAAACUCUACGUCACUCAGCAGGCUCAGGAUUCUGGUUCCAUAUCACAUGAGAUUCUAGAUCACUUUAAUGUCCCAGAUCAGCAGUCAUCAAUUUCACAGGUGUUUUAUCAACAGAUCGAUUUCUUAAAUAUCUUUAAACCAGGAAGAAUUCAUGUUCAGCAACAACCAGCAAAAGAAAAGACAAUCCAAAGAGUGAUGACGAAAGGCAUCGCUGGCAUUGGAAAGACAUUUGCUGUCCAAAACUUUGCUCUAAGCUGGGCAGAAGGAAAAUCUAACCAGCACAUUGAUUUCAUCUUUGUGCUCCCCUUUAGAGAGCUGAACAUGCUCAGAGAUGCCGACUACAGUCUGCUGCAGCUUCUCCUUCACUUCUACCCUGAAAUAAAACCCCUAGAAGCUACACAGCAGCUUGUUCACAAGCAAGUGCUGUUCAUCUUUGAUGGUUUGGAUGAAAGCAGAUUUCCACUGGACUUUGAUGGAGCUGUGAGAAUAAGUGAAAUAGAUCGAAGAUCAACAGUCAAUGUGCUGCUGACCAACCUCAUCCAAGGCAACCUGCUGCCUUGCGCUCUGCUCUGGGUAACAUCCAGACCUGCAGCUGCCAGUCAGAUACCUUCUAAAUACAUUGACCAGAUGACAGAAGUCCAAGGUUUCACUGAGCAACAAAAAGAGUCAUACUUUAGGAAGAGAUUCAGCACUGCUAAUCAGGCAGAAGAAAUCCUGUCUCGUCUUAGAGGAAUGAUCAGCUUCUAUUUCAUGGGCCAUAUCCCAGUGUUUUGCUGGAUCAUCGCUGAGGUGUUUAGGAAAGGAUGGAGUGAUGAGAGGAGCCGCGGCAUCACAACGAUGACAGAGCUGUACAUUUAUUACUUACUAAUUCAAACACAAAGAACGAGACAGAAAUAUGCAGGGAAAAGCUCCAAGAAGAGGUCCAAACAGAAGAAGUCUCAAGCCCAGAACUCUGCCAUGCUUUUGAACUUGUCCAAGUUGGCAUUUGAACAGCUGCAGAAAGGAAACAUCAUAUUCUAUGAAGAGGACCUCACAGAAAGUGGCAUCGAUGUUGGUGAAGCAUCAGUGUUUUGUGGAUUUUGCUCAGAGAUUCUUAAGGAAGAACGAGGCCUGUACAAGAAGAAGAUGUUCAGCUUUGUGCAUUUAAGCUUUCAGGAGUUUCUUGCAGCUCUCUACAUGCACCACUGCAUCCUGACGGACAACUUCAGUACUUUGAAGUCUUUCCUGGGUGUCGACCCGACAGAUCUGAGCUUUCUGGAUUUGCAGAAAAAGGUUGUGGAUAAAGCCUUGCAAAGUGAGAAAGGUCAGUUAGAUCUGUUUCUGUGUUUCUUCCUUGGAUUUUCUCUGGAGUCCAAUCAAACAGUGCUGCAGGGUUUACUGCCACAGGUAAAGAGCAGCUCGGACACCACCGAAGAGAUGAAGGUAUACCUGAAGAAUUUCCAUGUCAAAGACAUCCCACGAGAGAGGUACAUGAACCUUUUCCUCUGCAAGUUUGAGCUGAAGGAAGAGAGAUUUCAGGAUGACAUCAGAAUGUAUCUGGAUUCAGGAGCGAGACUCUCACCUAUUGACUGUGCAGUACUGUCGACCAUGAUGCAGAUAUCAGGGGAAGUGCUCGAGGAACUUGAUCUGACAAAUUCUGUCACACCGAUUAUUGGGACUGAGAAACUUGUCCAGCAAAUGAAGAACUGCAAGAAGGCUGUACUUAAGAGUGAGCAUAUAAGCAAUGAUCGCCUGGGUGUACUACUGUCCAUUCUUCAGUCAGCAGACUCUUGCUUAAGAGAGUUGUGCCUGGUGUGUUACUCUAACGUCAGUGAUGGUUUUCCUUAUGCUCUCAUUAAUGUACUGGGAUUUCCUGAGUGUAAACUGGAGAUACUGAGGUUAUCUGGGUUUUCUCUAGACUUUAGGAAUUGUCACAUUCUGACCUCAGUCCUUCAAUCAAAACAAUCACCUCUGAAGGUCCUGAGCUUCACUAACUGCAUGUACAGUUAUCCAAAGGAUUACAGUGGAUAUUAUACAAGAGAGUUGAAAAUAAAUGAAAACUAUGAAGAUUUCAUUGAUGAAUUAACUCUGUUGACUAUGAUUCCUUCUGCUUUGAUCGGUCCAGUCUGCAGACUGGAGCAGUUCAGCAUGCCUGGCUGUUGCCUGAAAAAUAAGUGCUGUCAGGUGUUUGCUUCAGUUCUCAGCUCCAACUCCCAGUUGAGGCAGCUUGACCUCAGUUGCAAUGACUUACAGGAUUCAGGUGUGCAACUGCUCUCUGCUGGACUUGGGAGUUCAAAAUGUAGGCUGGAAACACUGAGGCUGUCAUGUUGUGGGAUCACAGAGGAAAGUUGUGUCUUUCUGGCCUCAGCUCUGAAGUCCAACCCCUCCCACCUGAGAGAGCUGGACCUGAGCUACAACCAUCCAGGCUUGUCAGGCGUGAAACUGCUGUUGGAGCGACUGGAAGACCCAGAAUGUAGACUGGAAACGCUCAAUGUGGACCACAAUGAAGAGCACUGGGUCGACCCACAGCUUCUGAACAAGUAUGCCUGUGAUCUCACAUUCGACCCCAACACUGUGAAUGAAAACCUCGUCCUGUCUGAAUGUGACAGGAAAGUAAGCUACACUAAGGAAAAGCAGUCGUAUCCUGAUCAUCCAGAGAGAUUUGACCAAGUGAAUCAGGUGCUGUGUCGAGAGGCUCUGACUGGGCGCUGCUACUGGGAGGUGGACUGGGAAGCGUUUGUGAAUAUUGGUGUUGCAUAUAAGAGCCUGCCGAGGAAGGGACACUGGGACACAGAAAUUGACCGUACUGACAAGAGCUGGUGUUUCAGCAUCACCAAUUCAAACGGUUACUCCUUCCGACACGGGUUGAGGGAAACUUUUAUACCGGUCCCACACAUCGACGUCCAAGCAUUCCUGGCCAGACGCAGGAGACUGGGACUGUUUCUGGACUGGCCAGCUGGCACUCUGUCCUUUUAUUCACUUUCUGGUGACAAAAAAACUCUCAUUCAUACCUUCCACACCACGUUCACCGAGCCUCUCUACCCAGCAUUCACUGUUAAUCACGGAACUUUGACCCUGUGCAGGGUGGUGAAGCUGCAAAUGGAAACUGCUCGAUCAAGCUUCACACCUGAGAUGAGAAAAGAAAGAGCAGGCGUUUCAUACAGGUUCCUGUUUCCCGGUCCAGGGUUGUUCCAGUGUUCUUUGACUGGUCUGGUCUUUGAUGUGACUCGUGAGAGUGAGGUCACCUACAAGACUCUGAUCUGGGAUCCUCUGGUCCUCCAACCAGCGCACAAAGUGGCCGGAGGCCCGCUGUUCGGCAUCGAGUGUCCUCGGGACUCUAUACGUCAGCUGCACCUCCCACACUGUGAACCUGAGCCGGCACUGGUCUCUGACAGCAUCUCUGUGGUCCACAUCACGGAUGAUGGCAUGAGCAUCAUACAGCCUCUGGAGAUCACUGAGACUCACGUGGUCGUGGACGUCCCUCACCUCUCCGCCUUUGGCCUCGUCUGGGAUCUCGUUGAGCGGUUUUUCAAUUACAUGACGAAACCCGUUCGUGGCCAAGUCCUGCUCUUCCUGAGAAACAGGCCACGCCCCAUCCUCAGUGUGAUGCUGCUCCCAGGAAACGUCCCUCUGCACGACGUGAAAGUGCAGCACGCUGCUUCAGAGUACAUCGAAGCGCCGUCCUUCUGUUAUUUCCACAAAGGUCAAAAGUACAGUCUGAGCAGCGCCCCGCACGACUUUAAAAUACAGCCUGCACGUGCAGAGUUUUUUGAAAAUUACGGACCAAAUUACCACCCGACCUUUGAGAUCAUCCUGACAACGAACGCAGAGGAAGUGAUGCUGAUGGUGCAAGAUCCCGAGGAGACACGAGUGUGGGAGCACGACCUUCGUCUGCCCGCUUCAUCCUCGGCUGACUCUCCAGGUGGAAGUCCUCUUCAGAUGGGGAACAGCGCCUCAGCAGAGAAGCUGCGACUCGCUCGCACAAACUUCAUCGAUAAAGUGUCGAAUCCGGUUCUGAACAAGCUGCUGGACGAGCUGCAGCACGUCACCGUGCUAACUGAUGCUGAGGGCGAAGCGGCCAGAGCCAAACCGAGAGACGAGAAAGCUCGAGACCUGAUCGACAUGGUGCGAAAGAAAGGAGCUGAAGCAAGUUCAAAAAUGAUCGCCGUCUUUUAUGCCAACGAUCCGUAUCUGUGCAAAGAGCUCGGCUUACUGUGAAGCACAAAUCUGUGACACGAACAAAGAGACUCGUUGAACUAAAAUUUCCUUUCUUUCUUCUUAAAGUCACGAUUAUGUUUCCACUGAUCACACUUCUUAGAAAGCAGAUGAGCUUAGACGUGAGGGGAGACGUCCAGUAAAUAUCCAUAAAAGAAAAAUUCCAGUUUUUUCUGCAAAGAAUGUCUGAAAUGUAUUUUAGAAAUGUUAGUGUUUGUCAGACAGGAGGACAGAGAAAGUAGAAAGAGUGAGACACAGCUGCACUGGUGAAUGAUGCGAGCUGGACUCAGAUCAGUGAAGCCAGCAGAGCCUGUGGUCGUGAACCAUGUUUAUGUGGAAAUACAACACAAAGGUUAAUAAAAUGCAGCGAAUGCCUGCAGUGUUGAGUGUAACGUGUUAUUACUUGUGUUAUAAAGGUUCAGUUCUUUGUGCAGCAGCUGGAUGAAAAGAAAAAACCAUCAGCUGAGUUUUUGGGACUUUCGGUCUGAAUGAACAGGACGAUGCAGGAAGUGUGUUUUUCAUCGUGUUUAUCAUUGAAGUAUUAAGACUCGUAACACUAUAUAUGCAAAUGUUUCUGUACCUGUGAGCUGUGCUCUGUAAACUGACCAGGAUCCAGACCUUUCAUAUGAACACUUAAACACACGAGUUCCAAUAAAAAUGCUUUGAUUGUGUUUGUUUGCUUUGUGGUUUAAGCGUUUAUUUCCUGCACGUUGAUGCUUGCUCAUAGGGGGUCA